UCUGUAGAGAGUGGCUGCAGCCAUAAGAACAUGAAGUCGCCAUCAGCACCGGGUUACUCAAGAGAACUGAGGAACCCCUCCAGUGAGUUUCAUAAUUAGGUUGUGUAAGGGCACAUUACGUAUGAGGGCUUUAGAAGCCAGCGGGCAACAAAUGCAGUUCCUUGCCGCACUGAAAACAUUGAUUUAACCGCCAACUCGGACUGUGAACCAACCAUGAAAACGAACAGGGAGAAAGUAAUUGGAAGUCAAGUGAUUUCAGCCGAACUUGUGACAGGACUACUACUCAGCAUGGCGUAUAGGAUGUGUUCGAGUUUGGCUUUUUCCUCAGAGGGGGAAAGCGUCGAAAGCGCGCACUUUGAAGUAACGCGCUCGCUCGUAUGUGUGUGGGUUGCCAGUAAUAUUAAAUUCAUUUUCUUCAAAAGCAACAACCAUCCACUUUCUCUUUCAGCUCAUUCCGUCUCAAGGCUUGUUGCCUUCCUUUCACUGUUGGGAGUUUGCAGAGAGGCACACAUUCAAGGAACAGACCGCAGACAUCUUCCCAUGGUGGAUGUGGCGGUGUUCUUGUUCUUUCUUCUAAGCAGUUUGAUUCUUUUGAUCUUGGAUCACAAUCAGUUGAAAGGGUCUUUGAAACGAUCUGAACUGCUCGCUAAGCCCCAGAGGUUUUUCCUUCAAGUGGAUUUUUUUGCCAACUUCAUUUGUGGCCUCAUGUGGUUGGUUUUUCCAGGAUGGCUUCUUGGGUCACAGAUUAAUGGAUCUGAGGAUCAUCUUUAUCUCACUCGGGCAUUUGGAGCCAUGAUGGUCGGAGACAGCUUUGUUUCUUUUAUGACUCAGAAGCAAAUGGGAACCAAUGAGGUAUCUGUCUUCAGCAGCCGAGCUGUGGGAACUUCUGCGGUUGCCAUCUUCAUGAUUCACACCCAGCUCACCACAUCGGCAUGGAAAACCCCACAUCUCUGUUUGGGUCUAAUAGGGGUCAGUCUCUGGGCUGGAAACUCCAUCCUUGGCUACCUGACCUCCAAAGACGUGACGACAGAGUCAGUGAAUGAUAUAUACUGGCAUGCUGUACAGAGAAAAGACAGAAGACUUUAUGUACAAUAGAUAUUUUGUCAAUACUGAACAUGUCACCUUUUUUCUCAGUAAAUAUAUUUGUAAAGGUGCUGUUGACUUGAAAUUUUCACCAGAUGCCGGUAACAACCCAAGUAAUCCAUACGUACAAAACAAAUAAGUUCAGAAAUUAAGUUAUGCAUAAUAAAAUGGAAUGAGACAGGGAAAAAGUAUUGAACACAUGAAGAAAGGGAGGUUCAAAAAGGCAUGGAAGACCAAGACAACAGUUGAAAUCUAUCAGUAAUUAGAAAACAAUCCUGCCCCUAGUCAGUGGAAAUUAAUAUUAGCUGGUUCAGUCCCAACACCUACAGUACCAGGAUGAUGAAGAUAACACAAGGGUGGACAUUUCAGCAAGACAGUGAUCCCAAACACAGCCAAGAAAACUCUCAAUUGGUUUCAGAAAAAGAAAAUAAAGCUGCUAGAAUGGGCAGCCAAUCACCUGACUUGAAUCCAAUAGAACAUUUAUGGAAAGAACUAAAGAUCAGAGUUCAUAGAAGAGGCCCAGGCCAAAAUCACAUGCGACUAGUUUCUCCAUACAGGAGGCGUCUUGAAGCUGUCAUUACCAACAAAAGCUUUUGUGCAAAGUAUUAAAUAAAUUUCAGUAGUUCAAUACUUUUUCCCUGUGUCAUUCCAUUUUAUUACACGACUCAAUUUUUUUUUUUGUUUUCUUUGUAUGUAUGGAUUACUUUGGUUGUUACCGACAUCUGGUUAAAUUUCAAGCCAACAGCAACUUUAGAAAUAUAUUUACUGAAAAAAAUAGUGACGUGUUCAAUACUUAUUUUACCUGCUGUAUUUUAUGACAUCAUUGUGUGCAUUUCAAUGCUUUAUGAAGUUUUUGACAAACUAUUUAUACUGUAAAUAUAGUUUUAUGAAUAUUAAAUAGAUGUAUUCUUUUGUAAAUAAUGGUUCUUUUUCAUUUAUACUCAUAAAUAUUGUGAGCAAAUUGACAAUAUCACUUUCAAUAUGCAAUGUAGAUAUGCAAAUAAAGACAAAGUUGUCUGGUGACUUGAACCGCACUUCAUAUGAAGU
Molecule: messenger RNA, 2130 nt
Organism: Onychostoma macrolepis
Lineage: Eukaryota; Metazoa; Chordata; Actinopteri; Cypriniformes; Cyprinidae
Exons: 6
Coding region: 214-1095 (293 amino acids)
Source: RefSeq, a predicted model, not a curated record